Fusarium venenatum is the source of this 843-nucleotide messenger RNA. The record is from RefSeq and is a predicted model, not a curated record. Lineage: Eukaryota; Fungi; Ascomycota; Sordariomycetes; Hypocreales; Nectriaceae.
AUGACUGCUGCACCUCCCAUCCUUCCGGUUUCGGCUCAUGCAGCGAAACCUCGUGACAGAAACAUUGAGGAUUUCAGGCCAGGAUAUCCAAGAUUUACUUCACUUAUCUCCUCUCAUGACUCCUUCUUUCUGUUUCGGCGGUUCAGCAGGCUGCGAGCUCGCCUUCUCUUGAUCAAGCAAGACAAGUUGGCUGUUCUGGAAAAGAAACUUGAUGAUAUUGAUGAUGUUGAGCCGGUCGAUAUAUUCCUUGGAAAGAGCCGUAUCGAUAGAAACCAGGAUCGGCUCACCGUAUUAUCUGACAUAGAAUCAAAUCUGGCUGGAUAUGAAAGAACUCUCAGCUUUGGUCGUGCUGAGUCAAGAGACAUACAAAGCCUGAGGAACUGGGUCGAUGGCAACGAAUCUGUGGCUAGAGAUGAGACAUCCUAUCUGUCAAACAAGAAGGAUUUAUUCUCACUAUCACCUAAGAUAGAUAAUGCCACUACCCGGUUCGAAGACUGGAUAGAAGAUAGAGUGGCACAAGUCUCCCACCUGCUUAACGUAGACAUUCUGGGUCGUGAUGCGUCAUCAGAUCCAAACGUCUUCAUAUACUCUGGUCCGUUCAUCAAACGCGCAGCAAAGGCAUUGCUGAUAUGUCUGGCCACGAUGUUACUGCUGCUUCCCAUAGUCAUCUGCAACCUGGUCUCCGAUCUUGCUAUGCGUCUGUUGAUAAUAAUGCUCUCGACUGUUGUCUACCUGAUCGUACUCUCUGGGUUGACUCGUGUCAAGACGAUUGAGUUAAUUGUUGCUGGGACAACAUAUGCCACUGUUCUUACUGUUUUUGUAUCAGGAACAGACGGGAGAUGA